GUAGCUUUUGUCUGAACCGCGUCGAGUGAUCGAACCGCACGUGAUUGUCGAACGGGCUCGUCGUCAGUGUGCGAUCUGAAUCCGUUAGGUGGUGUUUUGUCCGCGUAUUAAAAAAUUGCAUCGCUUAAUUUUAGUACACAGCAGACACGAAAAAAACAGAGCAAGCUCAUCUUCUUGCUGGGCAAAGUGAAUAAAGGCAAAAUUGCAUAAACUAAACAAAACACCAAAAAUACAUCAUUUAAAGUGCAUUUCGGUGCUACGUCUUUCAGUCUUGAGUAAACCACCAAAGGUACAAAGUGUUUUCCCGCUGUGCCCGCCUUAAGCCAUACCCCGAUUUUUGCUGUAGCAGGGUGAAAGGUGUUAAAUUUACGCACUUUCUGGUAACUUUCUGGUAGUGUGGUGCCGUUUCUUUGCCUGCAACCAUCGCCCGUUCGGUGUCGGCGCAAACCUAGCGGAGAAUGAUACGGCUUUGAAGAGCAGCUCGAACCGCAUUUUACGCAACUUCUCGACCAGCGCACCUCAAUCAAUUGCAACGCGUUCCAGUGCAGCGUAAUUCAACAAGCAACCUCACAUCAUCGUGUUGGGUGAUUUCAAAACUCCAACUACUGCCACUGCCAAAGCGAAGAACCGAAGAUGCUGUUCCAAAACUCGGCCAUGGCUGCACUAUCGAGACGGGCGUACUGGAAACCGUCGCCGCGCUGUUAUCGCUUUCUGCUGGUCCUGCUGGUUGGCAUUCUCAGCGGCAAACUGCUGACAACGGCCCGCGCUAAACCCACCCUGCCGUUUCAGCUGUCGCAGAUACCGGGCUUUACGCACAUCGUCGAGCGACGGCUGAUGGACGCGAUGAAAACCUACAGCGAGCGCCGCCUGGAUGUGGAAAGUUUGCGGAUGAUCUACUUUCACGACCAAACAGUAGCAGUGGUAGAGCUCGGCCCUGCCAAGCGUCUGAUCGGAUGCGAGCUGAUCGAGAUCUACAAUGAUGCUGAUGGUGUAGAGCUGUUGCGCAACCUGUCCGCAAUCAACCGGCCGCUGGAGAUUUCCUUCCGCGACAUGAUCAAGCUGAUGGAGCAGUGCGAGCAGGUCGAUCGGCUUAACGAGCGCAACAGCUACCGGGCGACGGAGGCACCGGACGCGUCCGCGGUCGCCUACCGGAUCGCCGGACCGGACGAUCCGAUCGACGAAACCGGCAACGGCAGCGCUGGCCAACCGGGCGGAUCAAGCAACGGCGGCUUCCUGGCAAUGAUCAUGAAGAACCGCAGCAGCAAGCGGGGCAUCUUUUACUCGAGCUCGUUCUCGCUGCUCAGCGGCAUCAUACCGGGCACGAAGUGGUGCGGCACCGGUGACAUCGCGGAAAGCUAUCACGACCUGGGCGACGACGCCACGAUGGACCGGUGCUGCCGCACGCACGAUCUGUGCCCGAUGAAGGUGCGAGCGUACCAAAAGCGCUACAAUCUAAGCAAUAACUCUAUUUACACUAAGUCUCACUGCAAGUGCGAUGAUAUGCUAUUCGAGUGCCUGAAGCAAACGAACACAUCCGCGGCCCAAGUAAUGGGAUCGGUUUACUUCAAUCUAGUGCAAGUCCCAUGCGUGGAAGACACUCCUGCAGGGCCCCAGUUCCGCAAGGCUCGCGAAGGGUUUUAGAAAACGAAGGGUUCUACGCAGGACCAGCUGUGGAUGAGUUGUACAUAGAUAUACAAGUGUGUGUUUGUAGUGAAAAACACUUUGCUUCAACACCACAGCCAAAGGCACGAAUUGUCAGCAAACAAAAUCGUAAACAAUGCCCCUCAGCACAAUGUUUACUGUGAUAAAACGAUAUGUCGAUGAGGGAGCGACGGAGAAACAUUUAAUCAUUUCCAGUAAAAAGGGGUAACAACUGAAUGUAUCGUAAAUCUAUACGUAAAUGUCAAUGGAGAAGAAAACUUACACUCCGACACGAAAGCAGUACGACUGCCUCCCUUAAAGUAGAAAGCGUGCUAUCAAACCUCCUGUAGUCGACAACAAACAAGUGCCUGCGAAGUUGCAAAAGAUUUUAACGUUGCGUCCUCACUACCGCUCCCGUGCUAAGGGAUUCUGUUUUUAUUUUUAACCAUCUAUCUAUAACACCUAGUAUUACACAGUCCAAUCCUUUUGUAUUCAGUUUUAUGCUUGAUGCUAUUAUUUAUUGAACAUUUGCAAAGUGGAAUGAAGUGAGCGUGUGUCGGCCGGUAAUUACCGGAAACAAAUAUGUCUGAAGAAAAUCAGACAAUCAAGAUAGGUCUAUAAGUUCUGCCAAACAUCUGGAGUGCACUCGUAACGAUUCGUUGCGGCUAACGGUGUUGGGGCGGAAAUCAGUGAUACGUAACCAGUACCCGGUUCUUCGCACAGCUACUGGUGGCACGGCAUCCAGGAAAUCUCGUCAUACGACGGAAACCUUCCCAUCCGGAACGCGUCUGCAACGGUAACGCGUGGCUGAAGUAUCUCCAUCCGCCGAGACCUGUCCAUCUGUAACAGCAAUCAUCGUUGGAUGAUACAGGCGAUGAUGUUUGGACGGAAAAGACAAAUAAAAAGAGAGCAAAAAGCUUGA
This is a messenger RNA of Anopheles merus, 2563 nucleotides long. RefSeq lists its product as uncharacterized. The record is from RefSeq and is a predicted model, not a curated record. Gene Ontology annotation, biological process: phospholipid metabolic process; arachidonate secretion. Lineage: Eukaryota; Metazoa; Arthropoda; Insecta; Diptera; Culicidae. The coding region runs from base 634 to 1641 and encodes 335 amino acids. The transcript has 6 exons.